AGUCCAGAGUCAACCUCGCAGAACCUGGAAGAUCUACUGCCCCUCUCCACUGGCCUCUCUCAGUUCCGCCCAUAAAAGAAUCGACUUUACUACUGCGUCGUUAGGUCGUUUUGCAUCAUACCGAAAUGUCGAAACGUACAUAUUUCACGACCGUCACACCACUGCCUCCGAGCAUUUCCAAAGAGACUGUGAUGGAGACAUUCCAUAAUCAUUUUGAUAUGAUAGACCUCGGUCCAUUGGUCGUAAGUCGCACCAAAUGCGAGCCUCCCGAUCACGCAUCGGAGGAAGAGCGCAAGUGUCAAUGGUAUACAAUCACAGACAGGGUAUCAUAUCUACCAGGUGGUCUUGCGGAAGGCAACGUCUCGUUCAACGCAUCGUUCCACGAUCUACACGACGGUCUACAAACACACGUAUUCGCGCCCAUGGGCGUCAAUAUAAAGGGGAAAUGGUCGGUCGGUGGAUCACUCCCUGGCGAACCCAGAGAGACGUCAGAGCUGGGCAUUGGAGCGCCCAAGGAAGGCCUAUAUAUCCGCGAAGACGUGGAUCUACGGUGCAACAUGCUCGUGAUGGCGUUCGUAAAGAAAAACCUGAAGAAGUCGCAUGAAGAGUUAGUGCAGAGGUUAAUCAACAGACUCAUUGAAAAGGAGAGGGUAAGCGGACGACCCCCGCGGCCUAGCAAACCGGAUGCGCCUCUGCCUCCGGCGUACCACGAUCAGACCUCCAUGGACCAAAAGCCGUCGAGCUCCCAGACACAAUCGGGAUACUAUGCACCAGAUACAAAGCGACCUCAGCAGCAUCCUUUGCAGGCGUCACAAAACGACCAAUACGGCCGGUCAUCCACAUCGCAGCAUUCCAUCCAAUCAUCACAUUCACAGCCUCAUGUCACACAAUCUCAAUAUGCCUCUGGUUCGACCCAAACACCGCCUGCACAGGACUCAAAGUAUCCGUAUCCACAAGGACCACACCCAUCUUCUUAUCAUCAGCCAUCACAGAACCACGGACCGCAAAGUCGUCAAUAUAGUGAACCCCAAUUAUCUACACAUCAGCCUCAGUACAACCAGACCCAGCAGCAACUUCCACCAAGCUAUGCAGGAAACAUAUCGACAAACAACCCCUCUCUAAUGCCACAGGAAUCCAGGCCAGGACUGCCAACAGGUUCAUCACAUACACCCGCAGAGAUGCAAGGGUGACACUAGUCAAAAUGACUUUUCCGAAGCUGCUACCCAGA
Messenger RNA from Pseudovirgaria hyperparasitica, 1228 nucleotides. RefSeq lists its product as uncharacterized. The transcript has 2 exons. NCBI's taxonomy places the organism in Eukaryota, Fungi, Ascomycota, Dothideomycetes, Acrospermales, Acrospermaceae. Bases 126 to 1190 code for a protein of 354 amino acids. The record is from RefSeq and is a predicted model, not a curated record.